Scatophagus argus is the source of this 4375-nucleotide messenger RNA. RefSeq names its product transforming growth factor, beta receptor associated protein 1 (gene tgfbrap1). Gene Ontology annotation, biological process: endosomal vesicle fusion; vesicle-mediated transport; autophagy. The record is from RefSeq and is a predicted model, not a curated record. The transcript has 15 exons. Lineage: Eukaryota; Metazoa; Chordata; Actinopteri; Scatophagidae. Gene Ontology annotation, cellular component: cytoplasm; membrane. The coding region runs from base 9 to 2960 and encodes 983 amino acids.
GACACCUAAUGUGCCCAAAUCCUCUGAUGGGACAACCCAGACGUUGCGACGGGCUUUUAAAAAUCAACAAUGCCCAUAAAAUCACUUCACCAAGCAAAAACAAACACUCGCCGACGCAAACGUGUGAUUUUAAAAACAACACUUAUUCAUGGGAAGCAGCAUACCAAUCAGAGCAGUUAGACCGUCCUGAACGCACCCCUGCAUCACCUGCAACCACCAGGAGUUCAAUGCAAAUGGGCGAUGGGCGGUGUUUUCUACCGGACAAGGAAGCCCUUGCGACCAUCCAAGCCAUAUUUUCCGCUUGUCGUGUAGAUGCCGUGGCCGAGAUGAGUGUGAAGGCUUUUGAGCUAGUCCCCGCUGUGGAGCGAGACCUCCUCAUGGGCGACAAGGCUCGCAUCAACAUCGAGUGCAUUGAAUGUUGUGGAAAGCACUUGUACAUGGGUACCAAUGACUGCUUCAUCCACCACUUUCUGCUGGAUGAGAUCACCUCCUCCAAAGGGAAACUCAGCUACUCGGCUCAGAAGCUGCUGCACAAAUAUCUGGGCCUGAAAAAACCAGUCGCUGAGCUGCGUGCCGCCUCUGCUUUGGAGCGUCUCAUAGUGCUUUGCGAUGGGAUAGUGUUCCUUGUCGACAUGGUGACUUUAGAGACUGUGCCCUCGGCGGCAGGAGGUGGAGCCAAGAUCAGAGGCGUCGCUGCGUUCUGCGUUAACGAGAACCCAGUGAACGGUGAUCCAUUCUGCGUGGAAAUAGGCGUGUUGUCCUCUAAGCGGCGGACAGUGCAGAUUUACAUGGUGUAUGAGGACAGAGUCCAGCUGGUCAAAGAGGUGACCACUCCUGAGCAGCCGUGUGCCAUCAGUCUUGAUGGCUACUUCUUGUGCCUGGCCCUUGCUACACAGUACAUGAUACUGAACUACAACACGGGAGCCUUCCAGGACCUCUUCCCUUACAACAGCGAAGACAGGAGACCCAUUGUGAAGAGGAUCGGCAGAGAGGAGUUCCUCCUGGCUGCACCUGGUGGUUUGGGAAUGUUUGCCAAUGCAGAAGGUGUGUCUCAGCGGGCUCCCGUCAACUGGUCAGAGAGUGUGAUCGCUGCUGCUGUGUGUUUCCCGUACGUGGUGGCUUUGGAUGAGAGCUUCAUCACCAUCCACAGCAUGUUGGACCAGCAGCUAAAACAGACCCUUUCAUUCAGGGACGGACACAUUCUGCAAGAUUUUGAAGGGAAGGUCAUUCUGGCAUCCACUAAAGCAGUGUAUGUCUUGGUACCUCUGCCCCUGGAGAGACAGAUCCAGGACUUACUGGCCAAUCACAGAGUGGAGGAGGCACUUAUCCUCACAGAGGGAGCACAGAGAAAUAUUCCCAAAGACAAGUUCCAGAUUUUGCACAAAAGAAUCCUCCAACAGGCAGGUUUCAUACAGUUUGGACAACUUCAGUUUCUAGAGGCAAAAGAACACUUUAAGAAGGGUCAGCUCGAUGUGCGGGAGUUGAUAUCUCUCUACCCUUUGCUGCUGCCAGCUUCCUCUUCGUUCACCCGCUGCCACCCUCCUCUCCACGAGUUUGCAGAUCUCAACCACCUGGCGCAGGGUGAUCAGGAAAAAGUGCUGCGAUGCAAGAAAUUCCUUAUCAGUUAUUUGGGAGAGGUACGAAGCACAGAUGUGGUCAAUGGCUGCAGAGAGGACGUGGACACUGCACUGUUAAAACUGUAUGCUGAGCAGGAUCAUGACAGCCUUCUAGACCUGCUCGCUUCAGACAAUGCCUGCCUACUAGCAGACAGCGUCCCGUGGUUGGAGAAGUACCACAAAUAUUUUGCACUCGGGCUGCUCUAUCAUUAUAAUGGUCAGGAUUCAGCAGCACUUCAGUUGUGGAUUCGCGUGGUAGAUGGGGAUCUGCAAGACUCCACCAGAUCUGACCUUUAUGAGUACAUUGUCGACUUCCUCUGCUCCUGCUCCAAUCUGGACCUAGUUUGGAAGUAUGCGGACUGGGCUUUGAGGAAGGAUCCCACCAUAGGUGUCCACAUCUUUACUAAGAGGCCUGGCACAAAAGGUCAGUCUGAAAUGAGCCCCGAUGAUGUUAUCGCUUACCUGGGAAAGCACAGCCAGGCGCUUCUUCUGUUUUUGGAACACCUGGUGCUGGAGAGAAGGACACAGAAAGAGAAGUUCCACACACACCUGGCUGUGUUGUACCUGGAGAAAGUCAUGUCAUUGCUGUCUGAGUCCCCAACAGAUGAAGAGCAGCUCUCGAGAGCUCGAGCAAAGCUCCAAGCCCUGCUCAGGGAGUCCAACCUUUACCGUGUACAGUUUCUAUUAGCUAAGACGGAGAACUGUGAACAACUGCUGCUCGAGCGUGCGACACUACAUGGAAAGCUGGAGGAGCAUGAUAAAGCACUGCACAUCUUGGUGCACAAGCUCAGAGAUUUCCGGUCUGCUGAGGCCUUCUGUAUAUGGGCCUCGUCUUGUCGGGACUCUGCUUACCAACAGCAGCUAUUUCACCUGCUCUUGGGGGUGUAUCUGGAUGGGAACCAGACGGCGGCAGGAGGGGGUGGUGGAGAGCUGGCGAUGGCCGCAGUGGACCUCCUAAAUCGACAUGGGGAGGUGUUUGAUGCAGUCAGGGUCCUGCACAUGCUACCUGAGGGCUGGUCACUGCAGCUGCUGCGGCCCUUUCUGGGUCGCGCCAUCAGGGCCAGCAUGCAUGCGUGCCGCACCUCCCAGAUCGCUCUGGGGCUCGCCCACACUGAAAACCUUCAGCUGCUUCAUGACAGGCUGAAAGAGCGGAAGAAACCAGUCCUUGUGUCUGAGAAGAAGGGAUGCCACCUAUGCCACAACACCUUCAGUGAGCCUGAUGUGGUGUGUUUGCCAGGCGGAGUCCCUGUCCACACCCACUGUGUCGCCCAGAGACUCAGGAGCCACACAUGGCUUGACACAGCUGAGCCUUUAGAUCUGCCUCCCCCAGAGAGCUGGAGUUAAUAUUAAAUAACCUUUCCAUAAUGACACCCCUCUCAAAAAUCAAAAGAAAGUGAAGUCUGUCAUAUUCUGUCAUCAUGAAGCCCUCCGGUUCUUUACAGGCUCGUCAUCACAGAAGACUGCUCCGUCCUUAAGUGCUUGUGUAUAUGUCAGACAAGUGGAGCCUGUAUGUUAUAAAUGUUUCUCCCACGCAGACAUUUAUUGCCCAUGUUUGUGCAGCUAAACUGUGUGAGCUGUCAAUUUAUUUCAUUUGUUGGCAUAAUCCCAAAAUGUCUUCGGGAGGUGAUGUGUUGCCUGAACGGUGGUUUACAUCAAACUAUUUCACUCACAAAAUGGUGUUAUUCCAGGUGGCCAAAGAUGCAUGACUUUUACAACAAAGGAAUGAGAAAAAAAAAAAAAAACAUCUCUCACACUCACAGAUAAACUAUCUCGUUACUUAUUGUGGGCAAUAAAGAAGGAGACGUUGAUGUGUUAGUGCUGGAAUUUUGAUUGUUUUUGAUUCCUGCCAUUGUCGGGCACCUGAUACAUCAUUCUGGUUUUGGAGCAGUGCAUGCCGCUGCACAGGAAGUGAAAGGAAACCCUGAUAAUUUCAAAGCUGACACACACAGAAUACACUUCAUUAAGCUGAAAUAAUGCGUACCUCCAUGUUAUCUUUGUCACAGUUAACACUCGUCUCUCGUGCUAGCGAUGUGUCUCAUUGAAGAUUUGGUGGUUGUAACUUCUCCAAGGUCAGAAGGUGUGAAAAUGAAUCUUUACCUUUUAGAUGACACAAACUUGGCACAAGAUGUAAAUCCAGACUAGUUCUGGAUUUAAAAGAAUCUCAGUGUUCCCAAAAUUAAGAAUCUGUAGACUAUAAUUUUUUUUAGGUGUUGCCAGUUCCUGAGUAAGACAACUGCAGCAAAAACCAAAACAACAGAGAUAUGUGUCUCUGCAGUUGGUGUUUUUUUUUAACUCACCGUUGUCCAAUUUUAUUAAACACGUCACUGUUGUGGGUUUUUGCUUGUUUCUCUGGUGCCUGUGCUGUUGAUGCUAGCCUUCUGAAAUUGCAAUCCAUUUCUGUAGGGAACUCUGUACAAACAUGGGACUAUUUUUCUAACAUGGAGAUCUUAAUAUUGUAGAUACUGUAGACUUGAUUGUUUCCAUGGCAGAAAUUCACAGCUUAUGCACAGCAUCUUUCUGUCUGAACAAUCUCUGUGAAGCUUGCUUGAAAGGCCUCCUAACCAUAACUUCAUAUAAUUAAAAAAAAUACAGUUGUGUGGGGAAAAAAAUAAUGCUAUUGUAUUUUAUAAAUAUAUGAAUACUGGAAUGUAUAUACUGCAUUUGUACUUGUCUGUUGCUUUCUAAAUCAAUGGCAAUGUGAAUUGGGUGUACAAACUGUAAAUUCGUCCCACUUUAAUAAACAUGAAACUGUAUAUGAA